CCCUUCCUCAAUGCUUCCGCCUCCUCCUCGGUUGUACUUACAUCGGGCAGCUAACAUUGGCGUGGCGCAGCUUUGAAACUACUACCCCGGGAAGCAGCAGUGUGACUAAGAAAAAACAAAAACAAACAUAAUUUUCAAGGGGACGCGGUUCUCAAGAAAUAAUCCAGAAACCAUGACUAGCUACCACAAACCCGACGAGAAAACUCUGCAGGGGCUGAAAGACGUCGCUAACAAGCUCAGGAUCAACUCCAUCAAGGCGACAUGCGCGUCUAACUCUGGUCACCCCACAUCGUGCUGCAGUGCAGCAGAGCUCAUGUCUGUGCUCUUCUUCCACACCAUGCGCUAUAAAGCAGAUGACCCCCGCAACCAGUGUAACGACCGCUUUGUGCUCUCAAAGGGUCAUGCUGCACCUGUCCUGUAUGCUGCCUGGUCAGAGGCUGGUUUCGUGAAGGAGUCUGAUCUGCUCAACCUGCGCAAGAUUGACAGUGACCUGGAGGGGCACCCCACACCAAAACUGGCUUUUGUUGAUGUGGCAACAGGAUCUCUGGGACAGGGUCUCGGGGCUGCCUGUGGGAUGGCCUACACUGGCAAACACUUUGACAAGUCCGCUUACCGUGUGUAUUGCAUGAUGGGUGAUGGAGAGUGUUCAGAGGGCUCGGUGUGGGAGGCCAUGGCCUUUGCCUCGUACUACAAGCUGGACAACUUGGUUGCUAUCAUGGAUGUCAACCGGCUCGGUCAGAGUGAGGCCGCACCCCUGAAGCACGACAUGGAGACCUACCGCAAGCGCUGUGAAGCUUUUGGAUGGAACACGUAUGUUGUGGAUGGGCAUGAUGUCGAGGAGCUGUGUAAAGCUUUCUGGCAGGCUCAGCAGGUCAAGGACAAACCCACUUGCAUUGUAGCCAAGACAUUCAAGGGCAAGGGACUCAAAAAUAUUGAGGAUCUUGAUAACUGGCAUGGAAAGCCUAUCCCUAAGGACAGGGUGGAUGACCUCCUAAAAGACCUGCAGGCUCAGAUCCAGGUCCCCAACAAGACCCUGUGCCCUGAACUGCCCAAAGAUGACACAGCACCUGCCGACCUUAGCGCCAUCUCCAUGCCUUCACCCCCAGAAUACAAAAAGGGAGAAAAGAUGGCAACAAGGCGUGCAUACGGUCUGGCGCUGGCCAAGCUGGGCCAGGCAAGCAAGAGAGUGGUGGCCCUCGACGGAGACACCAAAAACUCUACCUUCUCAGAGACCUUCAAGAAAGCCUUCCCUGACCGCUACAUUGAGUGCUUCAUCGCUGAACAGAACUUGGUGGGAGUGGCCAUUGGCUGUGCCACCCGUGACCGCACAGUUGCAUUUGCCAGCACGUUUGCUGCCUUCUUCUCUAGAGCAUAUGACCAGAUCCGCAUGGGAGCCAUCUCCCAGUCAAAUGUGAACCUGGUAGGGUCCCACUGUGGGGUCUCCAUCGGUGAGGAUGGUCCUUCCCAGAUGGCCCUGGAAGACUUGGCCAUGUUCCGUGCUAUCCCAACAUGUACUGUGUUUUACCCCAGUGACGCAGUGUCCGCAGAGAAAGCCGUUGAGCUCGCAGCCAAUACAAAGGGUAUCUGUUUCAUCCGUACCAGUAGACCAGACAAUGAAGUCAUCUACUUGCCAGAUGAGAAGUUUGAAGUGGGCGUAGCUAAGGUGGUGCGCCAGUCUGACAGUGAUUGUGUAACGGUGAUUGGAGCUGGUGUUACUCUGCAUGAGGCCCUUGCUGCGGCAGAUAUGCUGGCCCUUGAAGGGAAGAAGAUCCGUGUGAUUGACCCGUUUACUAUCAAGCCCCUGGAUGCCGCUACCAUUCUGUCUAGUGCCAGAGCCACAGGCGGACAGAUCAUCACUGUGGAGGACCACUACAAGGAGGGUGGUCUUGGUGAAGCAGUACUGUCGGCAGUGGGCAAGGAGCCCGGCAUUGUUGUGACCCGGCUUGCAGUGACCGGUGUUCCCCGCAGCGGAAAGUCCCAAGAGCUACUGGACAUCUUCGGCAUCAGCGCCAAGCACAUUGCCAAUGCCGUGCGUCAGACCUUUGCAAAUUAAAAACCGCAAUUUAUCUGUCACUCCGUUCCAUCUCAACCAACUGCAGUUGCCUAGCAUGAUCAUGAAGACCUGUUAACUUUUUGUGCCCCCUUGUGGCUUUGGUUAAAGUGCAGUGUGCUAACCCUGUAUUGUUACUACCACAGAUGGAGAGGGAUGAGAAGGGAGUGCUGUGUUAACACCUGCAGUGUUAGUUGCUCCCUCCCGUUUGCAGUGUAUAGUACCUUCUUCUACAACAUUCCUUUCUUGUACACUAUUCAUAUUUUCCAAACGUCUUGCUAGUAGCUCAAACAAAAGCAUCACAGAAUACUGUAAAUGUUGACAGCUGUCUGGUUCUGAUCCAUUGUGAACUGUCAGGCCACAAGUUCUGUUCUGCAUUCCAAACAUCUUUUUUUCACAUUCCUUACAACAAUGCCUCAUUUCUUCUCACUCAGCUGGCAUUCAUGCCUCGUAUUGUUUCGAAGAAGCACCUACUGUGUAGUGAUUGUCACAGCUUUUGACGCUUAGCUGUGGUAGAGAACGGUUUCUUCAUGCAGGUGUGAAAAGUUAAACCUCACAGUUAUGAACCAUUGAGCAUUCCUGGCCACUAUGUCGUCCCACAAUGUUACUGGCUUUCCAGGUCACGUAUGUCAACCUGUUCUACCUGUGUUGUGCUGAAUUAAAAAGAUUAACCCAA
Messenger RNA from Etheostoma cragini (Arkansas darter), 2726 nucleotides. RefSeq names its product transketolase b (gene tktb). The coding region runs from base 173 to 2053 and encodes 626 amino acids. NCBI's taxonomy places the organism in Eukaryota, Metazoa, Chordata, Actinopteri, Perciformes, Percidae. The record is from RefSeq and is a predicted model, not a curated record. Gene Ontology annotation, molecular function: thiamine pyrophosphate binding; transketolase activity. The transcript has 14 exons.